UAUUAAUACAUUCCUUUGUACUUAUGUCAGUUAAGGUCGGGGUUUCUGUCAUGUCUCCAAAAAAUAAUGCUCCUCCACCAUCGUUGUAUGUUUUGUUUACAUGUUCAAGUUCAAGUGAGUUUAUUGUCAUGUGUCCCUGUUAGGCAAUUCUUGCUUUGCUUCAGCACAACUGAACCUGGCAGGCAUUGACUACAGAACAGAUCAGUGGGUCUAUAUGACACAGCUGUAUGUGAAAUGCUGAGUCAGGAAAUGUCAACAUUGGCCGGCAGGCGGGUCAGCUAGAAGUGGUGCAUGCGUGGUCCUUCCCUCGAGCCGCUCUGCUGGACUGGACGAUGUGGACGGAAAAUGCCAACCACACUCAACUCCUCUCUUAAAUAGGAGUGUGCGCGAACUAUCUGCUGUUUUCACCCCCUCCAACAGAAACUCCGGCGUGUUAGGACACAACUCUAAAGUCAAUUGCGACUGGGGGAGUUGCUUCGGAUGCAAAGCUGGUUGAGGGAGUGAAGUCGGCGCUUUCCGAGGCGUGGAGGUGGUGAUCCAGGCGUGGUCAGUCCGGGCUGGAGCCGCCGCCGCUGCUGCUGCAGCUGCUGCAGUCCCCGGGCCCGGGACACACAACCUGUCUGACACAAGGCGCUGGAGACAUCAGACCUGCCGCUGACCGCACACGAUGUCUGGCAAGGGGCGCGGCCGCGGUAGAGCACAGUUCACUUUCAAUAUCGAAGCUAUCGGCUUUUCCCGAGGCGAGUCUUUACCUGACAGUAGGUGCCAACCGCUGCCCUUAUUUCCGCCCACAGAAUUUAAGCCAGUCCCCUUGAAUACAGGGGAAGAUGCAAGCUAUAUCCUAGCCUUGAAGCAGGAGUUAAGGGGGACCUGCAAGAAGCUGCCUUACUACAUUGAAGCUGCUAUUGAAAAUAAAGAUGUGGAAAGGUAUACGCAGAAGUAUACGGAAAAAGAUGGCAACAAGAACUGGACACCAGAUUGGAGGAGACUUCCACGGGAGCUAAAACCAAGAACAAAAGUGUUUAAAAAAGCAAAAACUGUUGCAGAUGCACCCUCGGUCUCUAAAAUGAAGUGUCCCGUAGUUGUGGCUGACAAAUCUAAUGAAGAUGUAAUCCAGAAACUGGAGGUUCUAGAAAAGAAAGAUACAGAAAAUAAAUCUGAUGAAGAAACUGAAGAGAAGGAAAAAGAAGAGGAGGAAAAUGUUGAGGAUGAAGAGUACAAUGAGGAAGAAGUGGAAGAGGAAAAUGACUAUAUUGCAUCUUACUUUGAAGAUGGCGAUGACUAUGCAGUUAGCGAUGAUAAUAUGGAUGAAGCUACAUACUAGCAGUGCCUGGCAAUCUAUGUACUUAAAGCACUGUGAAACUAUUCAACAAUAGAGUUAGGAUUAUUUUAACUUUCCUCAGGUCACUGCAAAAUCUUGUUUUGCACAUGCAAAGUAAUUAAAAUUAAAAUCCUUGUUUACACUGAAGGCAACAGGUUUGCGAUGAACAUAGAUUAGAUCUCGGCACUUAAGACUUGAUUGAUUAGUAAAAUGCUGGAAACAGAUCUUGGUUAAUGCACUAGCAUUGAUGUACUAUUAUAUAAUGAUGCACUUCUUGAGAGAAAAACAUUGCAAAAAUUAGUUUUAUUGAGGUAAAACACUUCAGAGAAGCAUAUUAUUAAAUUAUCCUAAUUUGUAUAUUGGAAUUAAACAUGUUUCGGUAAUCUUUUUACUAAUGGUUGUUCAAAGCAAUCCUCUGUAUUUAUGAACUUUGUGUCAAUGGAAGUAUAAUUUAUUUUUGGUGCUACACUAUAUCUGCUCGCUUUGCUGGUCCUGAUUUCACUGGCAUAAAUAAAUGCUUAAAGCAAUAUUGCUGGAAAUUUGCAGCGAGCCAGGCAGAACUUGUGGAGAAAGUAAGUUAGCAUUUUGGUUUAAUGACUUUCAAUAGGUCUGAAUAAGACUGAUUCAUUCUGACUGAAUUUUAUUAAUGAGCGUUUUAGCUACUCACAAAGUUGAAAAUCAGUAUCAAGUGGGAUUAUUCCAAAGAAAUGCAAUCAAGUUUACAAAGCCAACUGCCUUCAUUGCCCUGACAUGUAACCUACCUCUUAAAUUAUGAUUGCACAAAUAUGACUAUGGGUAAUUCAGAUCUUUAGUGUCACAUCACAUGUUUUGGCAACUGUUUCUAUAUUGCACUGAAAACAAUACAAAAGUAGUAUAAUAUCUUCGGAAACUUUUUUAAAACAAAAAGCAGUUCAUUUCCCAAAGUAUGUACAAUGAGUCUUUAUCCUUUAAGAUGUGGCAAUUUCAAAGGAAUCCUAAUGUCACUGAAUGAAUGGGAAAACACAGGAUAAUCAUUCAAUCAGCAACUUAUAUUUAUACAAAUGUACAAUUCCGAAUGGAAAAUGGCUACUUAGCCCCUUAGGUCUGCUAUGUUAUUUAAUAAGAUCAUGGCUAAUCUGAUUUUAACUUUACUUAAGUUUCUGCUGAUAACCCUUCACCCUCUUUCUUCUUAAAUAUAUCUCUCUCUUAAUGUUUAAAGAGUCUGUUUUCUUGAGGAACUGUAGAAACAAACAACUGCAGGUGCUGGUUUAUACACAAAAGGACGUGUCCUGGAGUAAUUCAACAGGUCAGACAGCAUCUCUGGAAAACAUGGAUAGUUGAGGAAACUAAUAAACUGCGGACUGCGAGUGGAUGUGUGCUCCGAGUUAUUGUUUUACCAGAUGACUAAACUUGGACACUGGGCUGAAUCCUUCUUGUCAUGGAUAGAAUCGCUGUUGUUACCAAUUCAAGCUGAAGUGAAUCCUCAAUUUGCACCCAUAUACUGAGUCUGGAACUUAACUGAAUGACUUGGGAAGCUGAAGAAGGGUCUCGACCCGAAACAUCACCUAUUCAUGUUCUGCAGAGAUGCUGCUUGACCUGCCGAUUUACUCAAUCACUUUGUGUCCUGCUUCUUUGAGGAAGAGUGUUACAAUCACUGGCAACUCCGAGGGAAAAAAAAGCCUCGUCUCGUUGAAGUUUUUGAACAGUGGUAACCAGUUCAAGAAUCUACCAAAAACUAAAUCCUCACUACAGCAACCUUGACAAGACUGCUUAGGAUCCUCUUUACUCAAUCAAAUUAUCUUUUCCACUUCUAAACUCUAGCAGAUACAAGCCUAGUUUGUCCAACAUUCUGUCAUAGGGCAGCCUGACAUUCUGGAUAAUAAUAUUGUAAGGCAUCUCUGAACUGCAUCCAUCCAUAAUAUCCUUAAACCAGUCCUGUACAUGGUAUUCCAGAUAUGGUCUUGUGUUCGUUGUUAUCCCAAAGCAAUCUCUGGAGAACAUGGAUGAUUGAAAUUUUGGGUUGUGACCCUUCACUGAUUCAAGUCUGACUUAAGAAUGUUCCUGACCCAAAAUGUCAUCUAUCCAUGUUCUCCUGAGAUGCUGCCUGUUCUGAAUUACUCCAGCACUUGGUGUCUUUUGUUUUAAAUCAGCAUCUGUAGUUCCUUGUUUCUUCAUGCUUUUAAUACAUUUCCUUAUUCUUAUUUCCCAAGUAUCAAUGCAUCUUCUCUACUUGUCCCAAGCAGUUCUACUUCUUGUCAAAGUAUCUCCAUUUUGGAUCAGCAUUUAUUUUCUUAUAUUUGCCUAAUAUUCAGGCCACUUUAGAAACUUGUCUUCUAUUUCACGUCUUCCU
Molecule: messenger RNA, 3650 nt
Organism: Leucoraja erinaceus (little skate)
Lineage: Eukaryota; Metazoa; Chordata; Chondrichthyes; Rajiformes; Rajidae
Gene: polr3g
Product: polymerase (RNA) III (DNA directed) polypeptide G
Exons: 7
Coding region: 668-1324 (218 amino acids)
Biological process (GO): transcription by RNA polymerase III
Cellular component (GO): RNA polymerase III complex
Source: RefSeq, a predicted model, not a curated record